This is a messenger RNA of Cololabis saira (Pacific saury), 996 nucleotides long. RefSeq names its product chromosome 5 C11orf58 homolog (gene c5h11orf58). The coding region runs from base 119 to 667 and encodes 182 amino acids. The transcript is spliced from 5 exons. The record is from RefSeq and is a predicted model, not a curated record. Lineage: Eukaryota; Metazoa; Chordata; Actinopteri; Beloniformes; Belonidae.
CAGCAGAGAGCAAACGCGCCAGUAAAAGAACCGUAGAAGAAGAGCGAACCCUGCAGCUAGCUCCUGCAAGGUAGCAUGAUAUUUUUAUUGAAAUUGUUAUAAAAAGUUCCAGUUCGUCAUGAGUUCUCCGCAGGACAAACACGGAACUAAACGUCCUGCUUCUCCCAGUCAAGAUCAAGAUGGGUCGACUCAGUGGGCGGCCGCCGACUUGGGCAGUGACGAGAGGAAGCAGAAGUUUUUACGGCUGAUGGGCGCUAGCAAGAAAGAGCCGACCGGCCGCCUCGUCAUCGGGGACCACAAGUCCACGUCGCACUUCCGCACCGGGUCGGAGGAUAAGAAGAUGAACGCAGAGCUGGAGAUGCAGUACCAGCAGGGGAUGGACGGGAAGCUGUCGGGUCGGAACCGGAGGCACUGCGGGCUCGGUUUCAGCGAGCCGGACUCGGAACCGGAGUUGGACGGCGCCCCGGCGGACGGAGACGCGGACGAGCCGGAGAAAUCGUCCAGCGAAGACGCCCCCACAGAGACUCAGGACACAGACUGUGAUCAGAACCCGGACACCCCCACGGGCCUGGCCCGGUCCGGCUCGGAGGACCAGGACGACGAGGACGAGGAGGAGGAGCGGGAGCGGAGACACAACUGCAAGACGGCGUCCGUGAAGUCGGCGUAGGCCGGGCCGGUCCGACCGUCACACGUGGACAGCCUGGCGUCUUGUGUUUAACCGUCCGUCCUGGGUUCCGUAGAAGCAGCAGCGCUGUGGUUCUGGUUGUGGUUCUGGUUCUGGUUGUGGUUCUGGUUGUGGUUCUGGUCCUGGUCCUGGUUCUGGUCCGGCGCUGAGGGAGGCCCGGGGCCGUUUUUAGUCCGAACCUUUUACCGUCGCCUGCUGGACGACCGGAACCGGAACCGCCUGCCGUCCAGCACGCCGCCGACCUGAGUUUGUCUUUUUAUGUUUUUCUGUUUUUUUUUUUUGCAAACCAAUAAAAGAAGGUUGAAUUGUUA